Molecule: messenger RNA, 930 nt
Organism: Mytilus trossulus (common blue mussel)
Lineage: Eukaryota; Metazoa; Mollusca; Bivalvia; Mytilida; Mytilidae
Exons: 4
Coding region: 182-910 (242 amino acids)
Source: RefSeq, a predicted model, not a curated record
GUCUAUUAUAAUAAUCUCAGCAGUCUGUUUAACUAGUUACCAGGAUUCCUUCUUUCAUCCAGGGUUGACAGUACUUAGAAGAAAUAGAUAUGCCUUCAAUUCAUGGUAUAUCAUAUUCUACCAAAGGUAACAUCGUGAUAUAUGAUACCUGUUCAGAAGAAUUUUUAUCAUCAAAGAAAAUAUGGAAAAAUUAGUGCGAGUAUUCUUGUUUCUACAAACAAUUAUAACAGAACUGGUUGGAAAAUUUUUGAAUAAACAAUUGCAACCGGACAACUUUCAAACGUUUCUGUUAAAUCGAAAACACAUAUUAUUCCACCUCUACCGUAACGGAAGACCUUGUUGUGCCUGCUCUCGAAAUGAAAACCUUGGACAUCAACAGGUUGUUAAGAAAGUACAGUUUGAUUUGUUAUAUGUGCAAGGAAAGAACACUUGUAAUGUUCGUAGUUACAACCACUCUUGUAUUUAUAGCGCAGCACCUUCUGUUAAAGUAUCAGAGCUCGAUGUAACAUUGGCAAUUACGAUUCUUAAAAAUUGUUUUGCAAACUCUCUUAAUCUGCAUGAAUUACAAUCCUUAGACGAUAUUAGGAAAAUACGAAAUGACAUUGCUCACAAUGCAAGAAACAGCGACAUUUCCGAAAAAGAAUUCUGUCGUAUGUGGUCUAUAUUAGAAGAAGCAGCCCUCAAGUUAGCUAAAGCCUUCGACCAAGAAUACUUUAAUGAUAUCAAGUCGAAAAUGAGGCAACAGAGAGAUAGACGAAUUUUAGCAACUUCUGAAGAUUACAAGGAAUAUUCAAAACAGUUAACAAAUAUGAAAGAUGAUCUAACAGAAAGCCUCGGAAUAAUUCACGAACGAUUGAUUAGCGAAAUACAAACACUUUUUGAGGGCAGAGGUUCUGUAUAUUAUGCUUAGUAUUUAUCACAUGUUUUCCU